GGAGGGCAGCAUUCUUUGGGCUCUGAGGGCAUCGCAGGGUUCCACGUGGAUUUCUAGGGAUAAUAUCAGCUUUGAGAGCAUGCAGAGCAUUAUGUGUGGGACAUAUCUCUUCCAAGCUAAAGGAAUUUAUCAUCAUGUUUUACUAAACACACAUACAUUAUGAUAGUUUUGUUCUUUGACCUAGAAUGAAGUUCAAAUCUAGAGAUUAUACAACUCAAGUGGUUGUGCUCUGUUGGUGGGGUUGUAUUUUAAUUUGGGCAGUGUCUAUGAUGGGGAGAAGACAUACAGACUUCUUAGGAAGAAUGUGGAUGUUUGAUAUUUCCUGUUCCAGAACCUUUGCUGGAGAAGCUGCAUUGGAUUUAUUUCUCUUUUAGAUUUAUAAAAGCUGUCCUGAACACUCAGCUGUUUCAAUAUUGGUGUGAUGUGCCACUGCAGAGGCGUUUUACUUUCAUAUUGCUUUCAUUCAAUAAGAUGCGCAUUUUUUCUCUAUAAAUGAACUCAUAUUCAGUAGUGCAAUUGAUGAAUUCUCCUCCUCUUUUUUUCCUGCUGUAACACUGGCAAACAGUCCAGUUCAUCCAGGUGUCAGUGCUUUUAGUUGUGUGAUCAGAAUUUUCUAAUGAGGGGAGGAAACAGUAAGAACUGGUUUGAAAUCACUUUUCAAGGUCCAAAAAGAAAAAAGAAAGCAAAGCCACCUUAAAAUUAACAGCUGGAGUAUUAUUCUUUAUGGCCUUUCAGAAGGGAAAGAAUAGAGAUGGAUUUUUUUUUUUUUUUGCUUGGAUAAGUGCAACCUUACACAAUUUCCCUCUCAUUUUUCUCUCAUGUUCACCCCUCAUCUUUAUCCUAGAAAUGUAAUUCCUCUUCUGAUGUCUUUCCUCUGAGGUUUGUCCUCUGUGACGCAGAUUUAGUUCAGUUGACACAAUCUGAUUCUGGUCAGUUCUGCUCUUUUUUUUCCCCAUCAUCUCUCACCUUAUUUUUUGUCAAUUAAUUUUGAUGACCUCUUUAGAGAAAUUCUUUAUUUUAUUUCAGUUCUUUUUUUCUGAAGCCCAAGUAAAUUGAAAGCAAAAACGAAGCCAUUCCAAGUGGUUUCAGGGUGUUUAGGACAGAGCAGUGUGUGCACAAGGGCACUUCACCCCAUCUUGUGAAUAAAAAACUUGAGCGAGACAUGUAUUUCUAGGCUCCAAUUUCUGUUUUCUCUUGGCAAUGGAGGGAUGGACCACAUUUAAAUAAUACUUUGAAUAUUUUAGGGUGGACUCCUUUUUUUUUUUUUUUUUUUUUUUUUUUUUAAUGAAGAUGUUUCUAUAAGGAGAGCCAAUAAUUUUUCUUUCCUUUCCCUAUCCCCAAAACCACAAGACAGAAAUGAGGAAGUCCUUCACCAACCAGACUUUCCAGAUCAUAGAUGCAGUACUGUGCUACCUGAAGUGACUGGCUUCUGACCUUGCUCAGUGGUUACUCAAGAAUGAACAAUCCGUCAGAAACCAGUAAACCAUCGAUGGAGAGUGGGGACGGGAACACAGGCACGCAAACAAAUGGCCUGGACUUUCAAAAGCAGCCUGUGCCUGUCGGAGGAGCAAUCUCUACAGCCCAGGCCCAGGCCUUCCUUGGGCACCUUCAUCAGGUCCAGCUCGCUGGAACAAGUUUACAGGCUGCUGCUCAGUCCUUAAAUGUACAGUCUAAAUCUAAUGAAGAAUCUGGGGACUCUCAGCAGCCAAGCCAGCCUUCCCAGCAGCCUUCAGUGCAGGCGGCCAUACCCCAGACCCAGCUCAUGCUGGCCGGAGGACAGAUCACCGGGCUCACGUUGACGCCAGCCCAGCAACAGUUAUUGCUCCAACAGGCGCAGGCCCAGUUGCUGGCGGCUGCAGUGCAGCACUCAGCCAGUCAGCAGCACAGCGCUGCUGGUGCCACCAUCUCGGCCUCUGCUGCGACGCCGAUGACGCAGAUCCCUCUAUCUCAGCCAAUACAGAUUGCACAGGAUUUGCAGCACUUGCAGCAGCUUCAGCAGCAGAAUCUCAACCUGCAACAGUUUGUGUUGGUGCAUCCAACAACCAACUUGCAGCCAGCACAGUUCAUCAUCUCACAAACGCCGCAGGGGCAGCAGGGUCUCCUGCAAGCGCAGAAUCUCUUAACGCAACUACCUCAGCAAAGCCAAGCCAACCUCCUGCAGUCUCAGCCAAGCAUCACCCUUGCCUCGCAGCCAGCAACCCCAACACGCACAAUAGCAGCGACCCCCAUUCAGCCACUUCCACAGAGCCAGUCAACACCAAAGCGAAUCGACACUCCCAGCUUGGAGGAGCCCAGUGACCUUGAGGAGCUUGAGCAGUUUGCCAAGACUUUCAAACAAAGACGGAUCAAACUUGGAUUCACUCAGGGUGAUGUUGGGCUCGCUAUGGGCAAACUCUAUGGAAAUGACUUCAGCCAAACUACCAUCUCUCGCUUUGAAGCCUUGAACCUCAGCUUUAAGAACAUGUGCAAGUUAAAGCCACUUCUGGAAAAGUGGCUCAAUGAUGCAGAAAACCUCUCAUCUGAUUCAACUCUCUCCAGCCCAAGUGCCCUGAAUUCUCCAGGGCAAGGGAUCGAAGGCUUGAACCGUAGGAGGAAGAAACGCACCAGCAUAGAGACCAACAUACGUGUGGCCUUAGAGAAGAGUUUCCUGGAGAACCAAAAGCCUACCUCGGAUGAGAUCGCCAUGAUAGCUGACCAGCUAAACAUGGAGAAGGAGGUGAUCCGCGUUUGGUUCUGUAACCGGCGCCAGAAGGAGAAAAGGAUCAACCCACCCAGCAGUGGGGGAACCAGCAGCUCGCCCAUCAAAGCAAUUUUCCCUUGUCCAACCUCACUGGUGGCAACCACGCCAAGCCUUGUGACUAGCAGUGCAGCUACAACCCUGACUGUCAACCCCGUGCUCCCUCUGGCCAGUCCUGCUGUCACCAGUCUGUCAGUCACAGGCACAACAGAAACCACCUCCAACAACACGGCAACAGUGAUUUCAACAGCACCUCCAGCUUCUUCAGCAGUGACAUCACCCUCGCUGAGCCCUUCCCCUUCUGCCUCAGCCUCCACUUCAGAGGCAUCCAGUGCCAGUGAGACCAGCACAACACAGACAACCUCCACCCCCUUGUCCUCCCCUCUGGGGACCAGCCAGGUGAUGGUAACGGCAUCAGGGUUGCAAACGGCGGCAGCGGCCGCCUUACAAGGAGCUGCACAGUUGCCUGCAAAUGCAAGUCUUGCUGCCAUGGCUGCUGCAGCAGGACUAAACCCAGGCUUGAUGGCAUCCUCGCAGUUUGCAGCUGGAGGUGCCUUACUCAGUCUCAAUCCAGGGACAUUAGGUGGUGCUCUCAGCCCGGCCCUGAUGAGCAACAGUACACUGGCAACUAUUCAAGCUCUUGCAUCCGGUGGCUCUCUUCCAAUAACAUCACUGGAUGCAACUGGAAACUUGGUGUUUGCCAAUGCUGGAGGUACCCCUAACAUCGUCACUGCCCCUCUGUUCCUGAACCCUCAGAACCUUUCUCUGCUCACCAGCAACCCAGUUAGCUUGGUCUCUGCAGCUGCAGCCUCCGCAGGGGCCUCUGGACCAGUCGCCAGCCUUCACGCCACCUCCACCUCAGCCGAGUCCAUCCAGAACUCUCUCCUCACGGUGGCCUCUGCCAGCGGGGCCACCUCCACCACCACCACUGCCUCCAAGGCACAGUGAGCCGGGCCGGGCUGUGCUGCAGCAGCCUGGGUCACUGUGCGCUGGGAUCGGCUGCCGGCCCGGGGCACGAACUGACAAUGCCGUGGGCAUCCUCUCACCGCGUUGCUGGGGACGAGAGAGAGAGAGAGAGAGAGAGAAGGAAAAAUAUUUAAAAAACACACAAAAAAAAAAAGGAGAAAAAAAACAAAACAAAAAAAACAAAACAAAAACAAAAGCAAAACAGGAAGGAUUUAAAGCUGGGACAGACAUUUGCCUAAUUUUAUAAUAAACACUGUCUUUUCAGGAUCGCUUCAUGGAUCGGAGAACUUUCUAACCAAAAAUGUAAAAAAAAAAAAAAAAAACCACAAAAAAACUAAAAACCACAAAAACACAAAAAAAGUGAAAGGACUACUUAUCAUUUCCAGCAGUCACAAUGACAAGUUAAGGUGGGUUAUCAGUUCAAACAUAGGAAGGGGAUUUCUUGGUUUUUUUGGUCUAAAUAUCUUUCUUUUUUAAUUAUCAUUUUAUAGGUCUGUUGUACAGGCCAUUAUGUCAUACAAGGUGUUUAUAAUCGUAUCAAUCAUGUUGGGGGUUCCUUUCUUAACUGGUACAAUUUAGGCAGGCCUGUAUUACUGGUGUAUCUCUAUUAUUAUUAUUAUGAUUAUUAUUAUUAUUAUUUUUAUAUAUAUAGUUUGGACGCGUUUGUCUCUUGCUCCUGGAUUAUUUUCAGCGAGCUCCCACACCAUGGGGGGAGGGCGGGGGGGUGGAGAGGAAGAAUGGAGCACAAAUAGACUUUCUGUCCUAAUCUUCUGGAAAUGUUCUGAACAGUUUCCUCAUCCUUGGAUUUGUCUAAUGCCUACUUGUAGGGGUCAGAAGAAUUUGUUCAUCAUUUGUGCAGGAAGCUCAGUGCAGCAGCAGAGAUCAUCAUUGUGUGCAAACUUCCAGGCUGGUCUCUGCUUUUUAAGCAGAGGUAAGAAUUAGCUCCAAACCAAAUAUUCUCUCAAAUAUUUACUCAAAAUGGCCAAAUUCUGCUCUUAAUUUCGUGUGCUCGGUUCCUUUUACUUCAGAGAGCGGGAUGUGACCUCCCAACUGUGGAUGGUGUGACAAUACUAAUGGCUCUUCUGUUCCACUGAUUUCGUUUUGCUGUGCAAGAGCACACACAAAUAUUUAAAAGACAUCACGACCCAGGCUAAUUGGCAGCAGAUAAAGCAGAAUUUACAGUCCUAGAUACCUUCUAGGUGAGUGGGUACUGGAUUUCAGAAGGUCACAUCCUCCCCAUUCAUAGCAAUAUUCCUUUUCUGAUGCUUCCAACACUAUUUAGAAGAACUUCCUAGUAAAAAAAAAAAGUGCUUCUGGCUGCAAAGAGCAGAAGCCAGGAAUGUGGGAACAGAAGGUGCCAUGGUUAAUGCCAAUACAACAGAGCCACCCUGGGGCUUUGCACACCCCUGAUCUCGUGUGGGCUCCGGGCUGCUCACGGGGUGAGGGCGGCAGCUGGCGCCUCUGGCCUGGCACUGGAACUUUUCUUCUUAAGGUUGAUUCUGAUCCGUAGAGCACAGGAGAUUUUUGUGGAUGAGGAAGGAGUAAUGAACUGUACAGAAGUUAGAUCCGUAUAUUCUUAAAUAUACAAGCUAGUAUCCGAACCAAAAAAAAAAAAAAAAAGAUUUUUAAAGAGAGAAGACUGGAUCACUGCAAUGCAGUUCACGUUGAACUUUCCAUUCCUGAUGGAUUUAAAGGUUUCUGCCAUGUGUAUAAAACUAAAUUACUUUUAGCUAGUGAGGGUAUUAGAAGAGUCCCUUUCCCACCCACCCCGUUUUCUUUUGUCACCGGAGUGUCCUAAAAUAAUGAGUUAAUGCAGCUAUGUUCAUUUUGUUGAUGAUUCAGGGGGAUCCUGGAGCUUCUCAUCCAAGAUCCGGAAGGCAGCAACUUUAAGCUCUACACAUGCUUUGGUUUGUGGCCUGAGCAUGUGGGAAUUUGUGUUUGCACUCAAGUGGCAGAACCCCUUAUCUCUCCCCCCACCACCAUGGUUUUGCUCUGUUCAUCUCUAACUCUCCACCUUCCUGUUUUACUGAUAUUUAAACCAAUUACCCCUGAAACUUCAAAACUAGUGAACUGCAAGCAGGGAAACUAACAAAUGUCCGUCCACCGUUUCUUAUGUGUUUUUGAUUUUUUUAUGUUUUAUUUUUUUAAAACUAAGCUUGAACCAAAGUCAAUUUCUAGCAAGCUGCUGUACUAAUGGACUAGUUUGUGUAAGUGCAGUUCAGAUGCAGAGAGGCGAUAGAUGCUACUGACAAUUUCUUUUUCAUUUGUCUUUUGUUUUUAUUAAUUUUAUAUAAAAGUUGCUGCUUGUUUUUUAAUCUUUUUUUUUGGUUGGUUGGUUGGUAAUUUGUGUUAUCCUUGGGGCAGACUCUUAACUUGAUUUUGAUUUGUUUUCUUUUAUUUGAUGUGUAAAUAGAAUGGCAGUGUCAGAGGAUUGUUAAUCCGAGAGGUCCCACCUUUAUCCCCCCAGUAUGGAUGAAUCUCAGUAUUUUUGAUGUGUCUCUGUAUCUUCGGGCUGUGCAGGAGACUUUUAGGGCUAUGAAUAAUACUGCAAAAAUGGCAAUGGCCCACAGCAAAAGCUCCAGAGCAGCAACAGGUACAGCUGGGUGAGCUUCAGGGAGGUAGGGAAGAAGUGGAAGAGAAGAUGCUGAUACCCACUGUGCCGGUCUGGAGGCCGCAGCACGGUCUGUAGUUUCUACCAAAGGAAUGCAAGUCCUUGGACUUGUUUUGAGUGAAGUAAGAGGAUGGGGAAAACCGCAGCUGUAGCGUUUGUUCCUGACUCUGAAAGUCCCUGCUUACUUUCACGCCAGUGCAAAAGUACAAUUUAUCAGGAAGCUUUUUUUGUUGGAGGAGGGGAGGCCACCGGGCUUGUCUCCGAUGGAUCCCCUCCCCCCAGGGGUUUUGUGGUGGGGUGGGGGGUCCUUGCAGAUAUCUAGGAAACACAAAGAAAGGUGGGCCUUAAAUCAGUGGAAAAUCCUCUCUCCACAGUUCCAGGAGACUGUGCCAUUAGCUGUCUGAAUGAGUUUUCAUGUCCCAUUCUUGCUGGUUUGUGGUUGGGAGAGGGUCUUGUUGAGUACAUAUCUGGAACACUAAUGCAGCUUGGAUGGUUUAUUUAUUAUAAAAAUCUGCUUUUUUUCCUGACUACCUUUGCAUUGGUCACAUGGCUUUGGUGUGAGCACCUUAUACCCCUUUACCCUCCUCUUCUCUACCCCAUCACCCUGUCUGGGGCCCAGAUUCCAGGGAAUUUCUUAGCGAGUCUUUUCCUGAGAGAAACUGGAAACUCAGAGUAGCCACAUAUCCAAAACCCCUUGGUUUUGUUUGCAGAAGCUGACAUAAUACCCAAACAGCACAUAUCCCGUGGCAUCCAUUGCCAGUGUGCUCUGAUUCAUUGUCCCCUAAAACAUCCCUGUGACUGACUGACUGUUGUUCCUGAAGCCUACUUUUCAUCCCUAUGGGUGUUUUUCCUCAUGGAUGCUGGCUACCUCCAGUGUUUAGGUGAAACACAGAAAUCAGACUGGCAGUGGGUGUACGUCUGCCAAGUUAGAGCACAUGUGCUCCUUCACAGAAUGAAAGAAUGGGAGAUCACGUACCAGAAUUUAGGAGAAGUUUCCUUUUUAAAUCAUCAUCAUGCUGGCAGCAGAAAUUGAUGCAUCUGAAAAGAAAUAACAGUUGUGUACAGACCCAGUAAAUAUGAUCACAAGGAGUUUGAUGGUGUGUUGGAAAAGGAUAAUAGCAUCUCUUUUUCAGAGUUCCAUGUCUCUGUAUUUAAAGGUGAGAGGGUUGCUUUUCAUAGUUGCAAGCAUGUCACAGUACCCAGGCAAGAAAAGAGAAGGUGAAAAACUCUCCCUGCAGACAGGGAUAGCUCAAAAAGCAAGAGAUUUCCAGGGACACAAACACAGAUAUGCCCAAAAGAUCAAAAAUAAUUUAGAGAACGGCUUCAGGUGUUGCUCUUGUAGCUUGUUGAUGACAUUUUUUUCUGAUCUUAAGAAAAACCUGUUUUGCUUUAGCACAUUUUGACUUUAGCACACUUGGUCUCGACAGUCACUGUGGAAGGAUUCACCAACAGCCCAAAGAAAGUACACAUGGGUGUGGCUGCUUACAAUCGUAACAUCUGCUUACAUUUCCUACAGAGCAUUUAUUUUGUUUCUGAGUUACUGUACAAUGUGUUAGUUGAAGUACAUUUUUAUCAUUCACUGUGGGGGUACUGUGGAUGUAGACAUCUCUUGAACCUAUGACCCACUGUUCACUUGCCACCUCUGUAAGCCUCAACACGGGGUGCUUUGACACAUUUCUGCAGUUGAGUUAGUGAAGGACACAGGGGAGUUAAUUCCUUAACUCUCUGCACACUCUUAUGAAGCAAAAUUCCUUAAAACAGGAAUUCCCUCUUUUUUUGUUGUUGUUGCAAAUAGAGCAGCACAACCAUUACAGCUGGAGCCAUACCACAGAUACUAAACCAAAGCAACAUCUAAUUUACCUUAAAUAUCAAUUCCUAUUUUCUUAGAUAAAGAAAUAUAUAAAGAUACAAAAGGAUCUUAGAGACAGGUGUUUUAGGAUGGAUAAAAUAAUGCAUGGUCCAAAUUUUCAAUGAUACUUGGUUUUAAACUGGAAGUUUAAAACAUAGAUGUUUUUACUGCCACAUUAACUUUAUGAAGAGUCACUAUUCCCUGUUCCUGUUCUGCCUGAAGAGGUUAACUGCUGUUUCUCCACACCCUGUACCCCAGCAGGGUCUGUCUGUCCCUGUUGGAUAUUGCCUAGGGUGGAGUAUUACCAAAGGAAUAAGCUGGCCUGCUACCCCCCACUGCAUCUUAUGGUUGUCAGCUCUCGCACAGCCAACUCAAAUCCCUUUCUAUUUUUGCAAGCUGUACAUAUGCCCUCUCCCUCCCAAAGUACUAUAGCAAUAUAGAAUUCAAGAUACCUACCUUGCACAAGUUCUGCCCUUCUCAUUCACUGAAUCUCUUGUAGCUGCUUGUGAGUUUCUCUCUUCUUUCCAGAGGAGAUCCCCUAAAAUACUUUAAAGAUACUUGACAGGGGAGAUUUUGUCAAAGAGUUGUUGGCUCACAGUUUCUUAAGAUGCUCAUAUCUUUGUCUCCACGGUGUGAGUGGUACCUGGUUCCAGCUGUGUCAGUGCAAGUAGUUUCAGUGCUUUUGGAACAAUGAAAAGCAAUUCCUCUAUUUGCGUAUCUUCACAAAUGGACACAGUAAUGCAUGGAAAAAACCUUGAUUUUUUCAGCUGAUCUAUCUGCAUUUGAUCUGUCUGCCACUUCUCCCAGGUUUCUCCAAGUGGGGACAUGCUCUGAAUUUUUACCCCUGUUGGGACGCUUUUUGGAGAGCGUUAGGGAGAUUGCACUGAAAUUACAAACAGUUUAACUGUGGGAGAAAAGACAUCUUUUACUCGAGUAGACAAAUAAGGUUGGCAUGUAGAACGUAUCAGGUACUUCUUUUCUGACCAAAUUCCUAAACAUGAAGCACCUACUGAGCUUUGUCUUGGGGCUGUCUUAGGUCCAUCAGUGAUGCCCUGCUAAGAACCGUCCAUAACUGGAAUAAUCUGGGCCCCCUUUCUCCCUCCCUGUCUCCAUCCCUCUGCCUUUGCCUCUUUCCCUCCUCGCUCCUUCCCCAUCUUCCCCGAGCGAAAGGUAGCACCAUACAGCUCUGAGAACAAUACUUGUGGGUAGCAGCUGGCUUCUGGCACCUUCAUAAAAUACCUCAGCAUAGCUUAGCAUUGUCGCAGAACUGGUUUUAAACUGAAAAAAUCAGAAGAGAAAAGCAAACUUUAUAAAUAGUGGAGAUAAUUCUAGCUGUAGAGUUUAGUUGAACUGAUGGUUUAUUAUGAUUGAUAAACAUGAUUAUGCUGUAUGUAUUUGAGAUCCUGUUUAUAGGUUACAACUUUAUAGGGUCGGGUGGGGGUGGGUGGAUGUUGGGGGGAGAGAAGGGGGUUUGACUGUGUUAGAAGGAAAAUGUUUGCUCAUAAAUUUUUUUCCUUGUAUCUGUCUUGCCAAAGGAAACAUUUUGUCGCUCCUGGGUUCGGGAUUGUUGUUUGGUUGGUUUAUCUGUGGUCUAAUCUGCAGCACAGCACGUGGUGGCAUGCAGGUUACUGAUGGGGUUGCUGUUCAGGGUCCUCUCGAGUGUGCGCACACUUCCCUCCCUCUUGGCCUUUCCUUGCCCCUCGCUGGGAUCUGGAGAUGAGGCAACAAAUAUCGGGGAGGCUCGGGGGAGAGAUGGCUGUUCUGGGCUGGGAUCGACCUCGGGGCUGUAAAUCCGUUUCAGCUGAGUUGAGUUGCUCCAGAGCUGAACUGGGUCUGCUGUGUUUAACUCCAGGGAGGGACAAGAAUGGUUGUCGCAUCUUAAUCUAUCUGGGAGAGCAAAAGUGAAACAGGUUCCUUUUAUCCCCCUUGUCUUGUUACUGAAUGUAGGGCUUGUAGUGCUUGAUAAUAGGUGGAAAACUUUUUAAACACUUCCUUUUCUAAUAGCAAUGCUAAUCCUGUCUAGACCAAAAACUAUGAAAGAAAAAACCAAACUGAGAGAGGUGAAAGCUAACCUACUCCUAACGCCUGGCUGGUCUGCCUGAAAGGGUUGAAAUACUGUGAGACGGUUGUGGGAGAGGAGCUUUGAGGUGACGUUGGUGAGGGACCAGGUCGUUCCCCUGGCCGAGGUCUCGGUGUAGUGGUGGGAGUAGCAGAAGAGCGAGUGGUUCUUGCCUUGGGAGGGUGCUGCAGCCAGCUCCGAGUGGGCUCUGAGGCUCCCAUCCCGUUUCCCCGAGGCUGCUGGAGCGGGGAAGAGGGCAGGGUGUGCGUGGGUGGGUGUGCGUGCGAGUGCGUGUGAGCGCCGGCCGGCCCCGGCUGCGCGCGGUGAGCGAGAGCUGGGUUUCUAAAGGAGCUCGACUCCACUGGGGAGCAGAAUUCCCGGUGGCCUCGUAGGGAACCAAAGGCACUGAUAAGUUGUCAGCUCUGCUGUUCUCAGAGCGGGUAAGAGGAAAAGCUGGGUGGGGGUUUUUUGAGCUUUGGGUCAGUGUCCCUUCCUCUGAGGACCUCAUCUCUUGCGGGUACUCCCACCUUUUCUGCAUGGAGUUGCUUUGGCUCUGUGAAGACAAACGGUGUCUGGGGUUUGCCCAGUGCUGCGGGUCUUAGGCUGAUGUUGGGAUACAGUCAGGGAAAACUGUUUCUUUCCUUCAAAUGUGGAAGCAGUGUAGUCCAAGGUCAGAGUCUGUUCAACAGCUUUUGCAUAUGGUCGUUCUCUCAAGGGAGGGACCUUGAAGACUCCUUUCUUUGCUCCCCAAAGUAGCCUUGUACAUGUUCAUGUAUCGUGCUAUUGGGCUGAGCUGUUUUAUCAGUGAACUUGGUGAGCUCUUGUGAAGAAAGGGAGGGAGGAAUGGGGAGACCGGGAUGUCCAGCUAUUCUUCCUCCGGACACCAAUCGGGUUGCAGAACUUCACUGAAAGCUUUACUAAUAGAAUUGUUGUUCUGACAUUAUGUAAAAGUGGUAUUAAUAUUGUGUGACUUUUCAAAGAGCUAGUUAGAUUUAUAGAUAGGUAAUAGGGAUAUUGAAGAAAUGACUUCUCAAAGAAAAGAGCACUUGGAACAAAAGAAGUGGAAAACAAGGUGUGCUUUAUGGAAAACAAAUCUGAGGAAGGAAAUGAAACAGCUUGUGGGAGGCGAGGGAAGACGAUACCCUUUGGCGUUCCUGAGUGCUGCUGAGGCUCAGCCCCAGAACUGGAACAUACCCCCUCUGCCUUAUUUCAUCUCUCUACCAAACAGGACAUUGUCAAGUAGCUCAGACCAAAACGCUGAUCUGUCUUAAAACUGUGUCGGUCUGCUGGGGAAUAUUCUCCGGCGGAGCUUUAUAUAAUACCGUAAGAUACUUAAUUUAUCAUGUUAGCUUCCCCUUCCCUCCCAAAAUUGUCUUGUCUGUUGUAGGCCCCACUUCAGGAUUCACACUGCCUUUGCUGGACUCUGUGGCAGCAGCCACAGAAGCCCUGUUCCCUGAAUGUCAUAACUUCGUGUGCGUUCCAAGCCGGCACGUUGCGGUGCUAUAAAACCCUGAAAUUAUUUCACAGUAGGAAUCCCAAGACCUUAGGGAAUGGCAUGCCAAGGGGCAACUCGUGGAGAUCGCACAACACCCUUGAGAAACGCUUUAGGAACAAGAGCACCCGUGACAGUGUCCUGAGAACAAGGCAGUUGAGACAAACCCGUUAGUUCUUCCCCCAUUCACUCUCCACGUGUCGGCCUCCGUGACCCUGGUGCUCCGAGGGGAAAAAGCAAAGAGAAAGGCUCGGAGCUCAGGGCCACUCCCCGCGAGUUCCCUGCGGCGCGGGGAAGGGAAGGCACUGCCGGGGUGGCUCCCAGAGGGCUGGAGCAGCACCGGCCCCGUGUGCCCCGUGUGCUCCGUGCGGAGGGCCCGGCAGGAGCCCCUCCAUCCCCGCCAGUGCCGUUGUUCCAUUUCCUUCCUCUGUGGUAGUAUCUAAGGCUAGGUGUGAGUAGGUGUGGGGUGGUUAUCCGCCACAGGUACAGGAGCUGUCGUAUACCUCAUUUCUAACUCGUAACUGAGUAACUUGCUUUAACUUUCUCCAAACCCCACAGAGUUGCCAAGUCUGCCCUCCCUCCUUUGAUUAACACUGAACUCUGGCCUAUAGCACCCCGUGACCUGCAACCUGGGGAGUGACCCCCUAACGCCUCUGAAUGUCGCUGCUUAAAAGCUACUGCAAAGUGAGGGCAAAUUGCAAUCUUAUCUUAUUUCCUUUGGUUACAAGGGGUCCUCUUGAUUAGUCUGUGAAUAUCCACUCCCUCCCCUCCAUUCUCCAUGGAAAAGGGCCACCCACGCUGCCUUUUCCCACCCCAGAGCCAUGCUGAGCUCCAGGGCCUGGAGGCUCUCUCAAGCCCAGUGCUGUGUACGUGCUACUCACUUUUUAACAUGACCAAAAAAGGAAAAAAAAAAAAAAAAAAAAAGGAAAAAAAAUAGAAA
Prinia subflava (tawny-flanked prinia) is the source of this 12654-nucleotide messenger RNA. RefSeq names its product POU class 2 homeobox 1 (gene POU2F1). The transcript has 16 exons. Lineage: Eukaryota; Metazoa; Chordata; Aves; Passeriformes; Cisticolidae. Gene Ontology annotation, molecular function: DNA-binding transcription factor activity, RNA polymerase II-specific; RNA polymerase II cis-regulatory region sequence-specific DNA binding. The record is from RefSeq and is a predicted model, not a curated record. Gene Ontology annotation, biological process: regulation of transcription by RNA polymerase II. The coding region runs from base 1457 to 3685 and encodes 742 amino acids. Gene Ontology annotation, cellular component: nucleus.